AAAAAAAACACCUUCUUUCACCUACAUUUAUGUCUUGAUAUUAUCAUGCCAAGCAGCUGUCACCAGCCCAUUUUUGAUUUUCCUCCCAAACCCUCUUGCUCCUUUUUAUAUUUAUUCCAGUGCUUUGGCUUCACUGGUAUUCCAACUUAUCCUAGCCAUUUCAAAUUUGCAAAAUGUCACUUACUCUCUUCUUGCACUCUUUCCUCAUUUCCUUGUUUUUCUUUCACAAUGCUAAUUCACUGGCAAAAGAUAGCACUACUCUUCUUGAUGUGGGAAAUCAUCAGGUUUUUAAUCCACAGGCAAAGCUCCCGGAUAUCAGAACCAAUCCCCUUUCGGCCUCGAAGAAAUUUGAGGGCUCGUCUGAUUUUAUUGAUCUGAAAUACCAUAUGGGUCCUGUGCUCUCCUCUCCUAUCAACAUUUAUCUCAUUUGGUAUGGGAAGUGGGCUAAUCCCCACAAGCUCCUUAUUAAGGACUUUCUGCUUUCGAUAUCCUCCAAGGGCUCCCCCUCGCCCUCUGUCUCGGACUGGUGGCGCACGGUCUCGCUCUACACGGACCAGACCGGCGCCAACAUUUCGAGAACUGUACUAAUUGCAGGGGAGUACACUGACCAUUUGUACUCCCACGGGAAAGACCUGACGCGACUCACUGUCCAGGACGUUAUAGCCUCCGCGGUUAAAUCCAAGCCUUUUCCGGUAGACCACAAGACUGGGAUCUACCUCAUUCUUACUGCGGAUGAUGUCACAAUGCAGGACUAUUGUCGCGCUGUCUGCGGGUUCCACUACUUCACAUUUCCUUCCAAAGUUGGGUACACGCUACCUUACGCGUGGAUAGGGCACUCCAUCAAGCAGUGCCCUGAGGUCUGCGCGUAUCCAUUUGCUGUCCCCAGUUACAUGGGCGGGGGAGGGCCUGGGGCUCUGCACCCGCCGAAUGGGGACAUAGGAGUGGAUGGAAUGAUAAGCGUAAUAGGCCACGAGCUAGCAGAGCUGUCAUCUAAUCCUUUAGUAAACGCGUGGUACGCUGGGGAGGAUCCGACAUCACCAACAGAGAUCGGGGAUCUCUGCGAGGGAUUGUACGGGACAGGAGGAGGGGGAGGCUACAUUGGACAAGUAAUGAAGGACAGAAAAGGGAGGACAUUCAAUUUGCACGGCAGAAGAGGUCGAAAAUUUCUGGUUCAGUGGAUCUGGAGCCCGAUUCUGAAGGCUUGUGCUGGUCCUAACGCUCUGGACUGACUCAAUCAGUCGCACAACUCCAUUAGUAUUUUCUAUUCCACUCAUCCCUGAGGUCGAACUACAAGCAUCAUAUACCAGAAUAGUCCGUCUUCCUACUCUUUUUGAUUUUUAGAUUCAUAUAUCUUGUUCGAAUGUUCGUUACAAUGUACAGAGGAGUAUAUAUAGUGAUUUGUAUUUCUUAAUCAAAUAAAUCUACCUUAGCUUUUGCUCA
This is a messenger RNA of Daucus carota subsp. sativus, 1440 nucleotides long. RefSeq names its product protein EXORDIUM-like 5. The record is from RefSeq and is a predicted model, not a curated record. The transcript has a single exon. Bases 174 to 1229 code for a protein of 351 amino acids. Lineage: Eukaryota; Viridiplantae; Streptophyta; Magnoliopsida; Apiales; Apiaceae.